AUGUCAGCUGAAAAUAUUAAUUCAGAUCGGUUAGGAUUCUCAGAAAGGUUAUGCCAUUCUCGAACCAAUUCUGAAAAGUCUAGUGGAACAUUAAGUAAACCCAGUGGAGUUUCCAAGAUCAGAUCUAAUCUUGUACCAUCAGCAAACAGAGCAACUAACAGCAACAGCAAUCAACUUACAAGUGCUGAGCUUGAAUUGCAGAAGAUUGAGGAAAAACGCCAAGAAGCUUUGGCUAUUUUGCGGAAAGAUAAUUCCAUUCAGUAUAACAAACCUCCUAGGAAGACAGUGGUGCACCCUUUCAAAUUAUCUGAAAAUAACAAAAUGGAAGUUCCUGUUCAGAAAUUUCAAACUGUGGCAGAACAGGUUAGAAAUUUUUACAAGAAAACUCCAGAAAGAUUCCGAACACAUUCAAAAGGAAAUAAACCUCAAAAUUCUUGGUCUCAACCUCGCUGUACAAUACCAAAGACACCUAAUUUUACAUGCCAGCAGAGAUCACGUCCAGUGAAUAUUCUUAGUACAAAAGAAAUUGAAGAAAAGGAAUUUGAAGAAAUGCAAAAAUACAAGUUCAAAGCUAAAGAAGUUGACAGGAAAAUCUUUCAAACACGAACUGGAAUAAAAGAAAUACCAAAGAAAGAAGUUACUAUCCCUGUUCCUUUUGACCUACCUGGAUGCAAACUACCCACUUACAAAAAGGAAGUUGAGGAGGAACACUUUGUUUUCCAUGCUCGGCCUUUACCUACUGAUAUUCUGGAAAGAGUUGUGGGUGUGAAACCUGCUGAAGUAAUCCCCCCAACUGUACCAGAAUCACCUGCCUUUGCUCUUAGACAGCGUAUUCAGCGUUUUACAGUAAAUGUACUCAAACAGGAAACACAGAUACGAAAGAUCAGGGCUAGGCCUUAUGUGCAUUCUGGAGUAAAUUUUGAGCCAAAAUUUGAGCAUCGAAGCACAGUUGCUGAGCCAUUUAGUUUUGAUGAAAGAAUUAAGGAAAAUCAAAUAAAGAAGGAACAGAAAAUACAAAAAUUGAUUGAUGAAAGUACAAAGGUUGCAGAAUUUAGUGCUAAUCCAAUUCCUGAUUACACUAACACUGGUAUUCCUCCCAAAAAAAUCUCAACAGUGACCAAAUUUGCUCCAUUUAAGCUUCAUAUUGAAGAAAGAGUUGAAAAGAGAAUUGAAGAGAAGCAACAGCAACUUGAAGAAAAGAUGAAAUUACAAGAAGAAAAAAUGCAAUUUAAGGCCCAAUCUUGUGAAGUUGUGAAAAAGGCUCCAUUUGUGCCUCACUUGGACCAUAAAUGCACACAAGAACAUACAAAAUUUAAGCUAUACACUGAGGCUCGUCAUGCCCAGCGUGUGCAGUUUGAGGAGCAGAAGAAAGCACGUGAGGCUGAGUUAUUGGUUAUGCGUUUGGAAGCAGAUAAGUUGCGCCAGGAGGAGGAAGAGAGAGAGAUCCAGAGACUAAGACAAGAGGCUGUACACAGAGCAAAUCCAAUUAAGCAUUACAAGCCAGUUGAGAUUCAGCACAAAAGUUUGUCAGUCACAAUUCCGCUUGAACCUAAGUUUGCUACCAAGAACAGACUCUGGUCACAGAUUAAGGAAGAUUGA
Messenger RNA from Acanthosepion pharaonis, 1599 nucleotides. The record is from the annotation of a GenBank genome assembly. NCBI's taxonomy places the organism in Eukaryota, Metazoa, Mollusca, Cephalopoda, Sepiida, Sepiidae.